Messenger RNA from Sparassis crispa, 1038 nucleotides. RefSeq lists its product as hypothetical. NCBI's taxonomy places the organism in Eukaryota, Fungi, Basidiomycota, Agaricomycetes, Polyporales, Sparassidaceae. The record is from RefSeq and is a predicted model, not a curated record. Gene Ontology annotation, cellular component: catalytic step 2 spliceosome. The coding region runs from base 1 to 1038 and encodes 345 amino acids. The transcript is spliced from 5 exons.
AUGUCGACCGACGAACAAGUUCAAGUUCAAGAUACCCCACCCAAUGUAAACGAAGAUACGCAGAUGCAAGAUGCCUCUGAGCCUCCCACAGGUCCUGCCGCAAUGGCUCCCAAAAACAAGAAGCGACCGCGGAUCGAUUUGGCUGUCGAGUCGCGUGAACGUAAACGCGGCAAGACUAUGUUCGGGCUCGUGUUGGGUACCCUCAACAAGGCAAAGAACGAGGAUAAGGAGCGGAACGCCAGCGAAGCGGCCAAGAAGCGGCACUUGAUUGAGCAGAGAUUACAGGAUAAGCUGCGAAAAGAGACUGACUCUGUCAGGAGAGCCGAAGAGGCGAAAAAAGACAAGACCACUGCGAAUAGGAAAGAAGAAGAGCUCCAGCUGAAGGAUUCGAUCCACAAACUUCGCCGGACACGACUACCGCUGCUGGCCAACUUCCUACUCACCUCCGACCAGAUACCUGUGGACGAUGACACACCACCGCCGCCAUCUACCAACCCAUUGGCUCCCAUGCCACGCACACAUCCUCCACCGCUAUACUACCUUCCAGCAAUACUCACACCCGCGCAAGAAACGUUUAUCCAGCGACGUCAAGCGGAGGUGAAGGAGGCGACGGAGAAGGAAUGGGUGGCCUUCCGGGAGGAACGGACAGCAGGCGUCGAGGAGAUCACCCAGUUGCGCCAGCGCGUCGCUGAAGAGGACGCGCGCAAGAAGUUGGAACGAGGAGUAGAGCCCGAAGCGGGAGAGAGACCUGGCGCACCGACGGCUGCCGCAGAUAAGGAUGCCGUGAUGGCCACAGAAGACAGCACCGGUGGUGACGUCUCAUCCUCCACUGCCAACAGGCCGGAGACGCAGGAUGCGCCGCGGCCCGAACGUGAGGCUGGGAUGGAAGUGGAUAAGGAUGAGGCUGUUCCAGCAACUGCGGCACCAUCUGCUGUGGAGACCGCCAAAGAAGUGGUGCAGGUGCAGGUACAGCAGCAGGAGCACAAGGAGGAACCUGCGCCGAUGCAUGCGGACGACGACGAUGCAGUGGAGUAUUGA